CGCGGCUUCCCCAUCCCGCAUCCCGUCGGGGGAGGACCAGGAGGACCAGGAGGGAGAGCGGGGGCCGGGGGCAAGGGGCUGGGACCGCCCGGAGGAUGAAGCAGUCCCUGGUGGAUGACACUGAGGAUGUGUCACUUGAUUUUGGAAAUGAAGAAGAAUUAGCAUUGAGGAAAGCCAAAAUCAGGCAUCCACUGGCCACCUUUUUCCACCUCUUUUUCCGAGUGAGUGCUAUUGUCACCUACUUGUUCUGUGACUGGUUCAGCAAAAGCUUUGUUGCCUGUUUUGUCACUAUUCUUCUCCUUCUGUCCUUUGACUUUUGGUCUGUGAAGAAUGUAACAGGAAGACUUUUGGUGGGUUUGCGUUGGUGGAACCAGAUAGAUGAAGAUGGAAAAAGCCACUGGAUUUUUGAAGCUAAAAAGGUCUCUUCACAUAAUACUGCCUCCACAGAAGCUGAAGCUAGAAUUUUUUGGCUGGGCCUGAUUAUUUGUCCAAUGAUAUGGACGGUGUUCUUUUUUAGCACUUUAUUCUCCUUAAAGCUAAAGUGGCUGGCUCUGGUCAUAGCUGGAAUCUCCCUUCAAACGGCUAAUCUGUACGGCUACAUCCACUGUAAACUAGGAGGUCAGAAAAGCAUCAUCAAAGUAACUUCAAGGUUUCUGUCCCAAACGAUGUUUCGGAGGGAAUGUCAAGAUGACUUUCAGAAGGGAAUGGAAAUACAUUCGCACUAGCUGAGAUGUCAUUAAAGGCCACUUCAGAGAGAAUAAAAGACAAAUGGAGACCCGUUCCUUUGGGGAGAAAGCAAAUGGUCACUUCUUGUUUUUCCAUCACUGUACGUCCCCGGAAGCCAGGGUUUUGAAGAGAAAAUAUUUAUUUUUAAAAUGGCACCCAUCUAUCAGACAGUGCCUUAUAUAAAAGUAUUGUAGUGAAAAUAUGAAAACUAGUGAGUCUUUGGAUAAAGUGAAUUCAAACUGGAGUUGAGCUAAAUUUACAUCUGUGCUUAAUUUCCAUUUUUCAGUCUUGAUUAUUGAUUAAAAUUCUCAAAGAUGG
Tachyglossus aculeatus (Australian echidna) is the source of this 1044-nucleotide messenger RNA. RefSeq names its product trans-golgi network vesicle protein 23 homolog A (gene TVP23A). The coding region runs from base 96 to 725 and encodes 209 amino acids. The record is from RefSeq and is a predicted model, not a curated record. The transcript has 8 exons. Gene Ontology annotation, biological process: vesicle-mediated transport; protein secretion. Gene Ontology annotation, cellular component: Golgi membrane. Lineage: Eukaryota; Metazoa; Chordata; Mammalia; Monotremata; Tachyglossidae.